Messenger RNA from Cylas formicarius (sweet potato weevil), 1595 nucleotides. RefSeq lists its product as uncharacterized. The record is from RefSeq and is a predicted model, not a curated record. The transcript has 5 exons. The coding region runs from base 22 to 1470 and encodes 482 amino acids. NCBI's taxonomy places the organism in Eukaryota, Metazoa, Arthropoda, Insecta, Coleoptera, Brentidae.
UGACGUGGCCAAAAUUAUAUCAUGUGUCCCGAUGAAAACUUAGAGAAUUCUUUAAGGAAUGUUACGUACAAUGCAGACUCUACGUGGACCACCGCUGUGAACCAAUAUCAAAAAGCCAACAUGAAACUAUAUCAAGAAGAAUGCCACGUUAGAUUAAGAAUGCUCGUACCAUGCAAGAAUCCAGCUACCGUGAAAGAUCGCAUUCCCUGUAGCAAACUCGCCAGGUAUGGAAACUACAAAUACAACCCAGCUAGAGAACUAUCCUAUCCGCCCGCAGCAAUCGAUUUUGAAACAAUGCGCAACAAAUUCAGAAAGAAUUUGACAAAAGAACCUUGGAUGCUUGAAGAAGUCGAGUAUUUGAUGUUUGCGUUCCUACUGAAUACAGAAUGUCCUUGUGAACAAUGUAGAGCGGAUGGACUCGGAAGCAAUAUGUCUGGCACCAAGAAUACCUGCCGAAUAAAAUACAAACCUUCGUAUUUUGAGGCACAUUCAUUGGAAGAAAUAUAUCUAAUACAGAAAAUAACUUCAAGCGAAAUGAAAAACAUUUGGGUCCGGGAAAACAUUUUGUGUAGCGAAUCCAAUUUGAAGACCGAUGAAAUAAUUGCUACAAUGCGUGAAAAUCUAAUUAAAGUAUAUCACAGAACAAGCAGUUCGCAAACAGAAGCAAUUGCUGACUUAAAGACCGUCUCCCGAACACUGCAACAACAGAUUGCUAAAGUCAACGUGCCAGGUUUAGAAGCAGAGACGGUUGGUAACAAAAAACUAUAUUCGGCAAUUCUGCAAAGCGGAAAUACUACCAAUAAGUAUCAAAAGCAAAACUCUAUUAUAUCCAAAUGCGAUCUCACGAAGAACACAAGCUGCAGUAACCAGACAGAUUUUAAAAUGAUCCCUUACAAUAAUUUAGCCUGUCGGCAUUCAAAUUUUUCCACACACCAUGAACAGUUACGUCCCGGUUCAAACCAUUUCUUUCCCAAUUUUACCAAGUCGAAUUGGUCGUUAAAAAAUCAGAGCUACGCUUUCGCGAAAAGUACAAGAACACGGCCGGAUUUGACUCAGCCAUCGAUUCGAGUGACCGCACCCCAGUUGAUCAUUCCAAAUGCCAAUUUUGUCGUAGUUCACGGAACUCCGACGCUUCAAAGAACUGCGCGGCCUAAAUACCAGAUUAAACGGUUUGCACAGAAUACGGACACUAUUCGAGACGCUCCUUUGCUAGCCAAACAAGAUGACGCAACAAACAACGAGACCGAUAGUCUAGUGAUAGGAACGUUAAACGAUAUUUUCGAAGAUUCAUAUCCGCGUGUAGCACUCACGGUAACCCGGACGGAAGAACUCGAACUCCAGGCUUUGGAGCAAUACGCUACGUCCAACGAAAUAUUUCAAGAAUUGGAAAGGCAAGCGAUAGAACAGUACGAGGACGACAAAAAUGUUACAGAGUGCCAGAACGAUAAUUCGACAGGAAAUAACGCAUAACAACCAAAAUACAGUUAAUAUAGAAUGCCAUACGAUAUUAUUAUUACUUAUUCGUAUAUUAUUAUACAUACAAUUAUACUUAAGCUUUUAUGGAAUUUAUUGUCUUAAAAAAAAUUGGAAUUACA